GAAAUGCAACACUGUUCCAAUGUGGAUGGUAUUGCUGUUAUCGGCCGUUUUGUUUUUAGUUGUGUUAUGUUUCAUAUUAUUUAUUGCAGAUAUUUUCACAAGUUUUUAUUAACAUUUUUAUACUUAUAAGUGCAAAUAUUGAAAAGCAUGUUAAAACCAAAAGCCCUAACGCAAGUGCUAGCACAGGCAAACACUGGUGGUGUGGAGAAUACACUAUUACUUAGUCAGGAAGGCGCUUUGCUUGCCUACGCCGGUUAUGGAGAUAAGGAUGCUCGUGUAACUGCGGCAAUCGCAAGUAGUAUCUGGGCGGCGUACGAAAAACAUGGGCGCAAUGCAUUCCGUGAAGAUCGACUAACGUUUGUGUUAUUAGACUGUGAAUGUGGGCAUGUGGCUAUAACACAGGUGGCCAGCAUAUUGCUUUGUUUGUAUGCAAAGGAAAUGGUCGGUUUGGGUUUACUUAAACAGAAGGCGAUGGCAUUGGCAAAUUAUCUAGAGGGGCCAUUAAAACAGAUUGCAGCUACAUAAAACAGCCAUCAUCGUGUAUCUACAAUAUGUGUGUGACUUGAUCAAGCCAAAAUAGUGGACUAAAAAUAUAUUAAGCCUUUAAAUAAAAGUAAAUUAGUAAUGAAAAAUCUAGAAAUGAUUAUGUAUUAUUUGUAUGUACGUAGAUAUAAUUAGAUGAAGUGGAAUUGGCGUAUUUCAAAAUAAUUACAUACAUUUUUGUAAGCCGUUUAAGAUUACAAACGAUAAAUACAGUUUAAAUUACACUUA
Bactrocera oleae (olive fruit fly) is the source of this 771-nucleotide messenger RNA. It is a transcript of the gene Lamtor2, whose product is annotated as Late endosomal/lysosomal adaptor, MAPK and MTOR activator 2. Gene Ontology annotation, biological process: cellular response to amino acid stimulus; positive regulation of TOR signaling. NCBI's taxonomy places the organism in Eukaryota, Metazoa, Arthropoda, Insecta, Diptera, Tephritidae. The record is from RefSeq and is a predicted model, not a curated record. Gene Ontology annotation, cellular component: Ragulator complex. Gene Ontology annotation, molecular function: molecular adaptor activity; guanyl-nucleotide exchange factor activity.